AUGCAAGAGUAUUUGGGCCUCCGAGGCCCGGCAUUAUCUCGUGCCAUCGGAGUCGUCUCGGGACUCUGCUUCCUUCUUUACGGCUUCGAUCAGGGAUUGCUUGGUGGCUUUAUGACCCUUGCCUCGUUCUUGAAACAAUUCCCGGAGAGUGCUGUUCCUACCUACCCCGGAAACCUUCAAGUCGCCAACAACCUCGGACUUACCGUAGGCAUUUGGAACUUGGGAUGCUUGGUGUCGGCGGUCGUUGCAAUCUUCAUUGGCGAUCGCCUGGGCAGAAAGAAGAUCGUCUUCACUGGUCUCCUCCUAUUGCUCGUGGGAGAGAUCAUCCAAUGUACUGCAUUCCAUUGGGGCCAGUUCGUGGCUGGCCGAUUCAUUGCCGGCCUCGGAAACGGAUUGAAUUGCGCCACAGUCCCGGCAUGGCAGGCAGAAUGUACGAAAGCGCACCGUCGCGGUACAGUGCUCAUGAUGUCAGCCGGAGUGUGCAUCGCCGCGGGCUUGACACUGAGCUACUGGGCAGAUUUCGCCUUUGCAUGGCUGGACCCAGGUUCUGAAUCAUGGCGAGUGCCGAUUGCACUUCAACUGGUCCUUAUAGUCAUCGCUGCCUGGCUGGUGCUUUACAUGCCCGAGUCUCCGCGAUGGCUGAUUUUGGCAGGCCGCGAGGCCGAAGCACUGCAUGUGCUCUCGGCGCUGAACGACAAAAAGGAGAGUGAUCGUGUCAUUCAUCAAGAGUUCCUGCAGAUCAAGGAUGCGGUCAUCGAGAUGGCUCAAGCGAGCUUCGUAAACGUCUUCAAGAUGGGCGACUAUCGCGAUGGUCACCGCGUCAUCUUGGCAGUCGCCUUGCAGUUCUUCCAGCAGAUCGGAGGAAUCAACUUCUGCACUAUGUAUUUUGCCGCCAUGUUCAACCAACAAUAUCAAUGGGAUGCAUGGAUCGCUCGUCUCCUUGCAGCUUGCGCCGGUACGACAUUUUUGCUGGCCUCCUUUGUGUCGGUGUACGGCAUCGACCGCUACUGGGGCAGAAGGCAAUUGAUGCUCUUCGGCACUUCAGGCAUGCUCAUUUGCAUGAUUGUCUUGUGUCUCAUGGUCUACAUCAACAACCGGACCGCUCUAGACGUGGGAACAGCCUUCGUCUUCAUUUACUGCAUUUUCUUCGCCAUCGGCUGGCAAGGCAUGAGUUGGCUAUACCAGGUUGAGAUCGUCCCGCUCCGGAUCAGAGGCCCUGGCAAUGCCAUCAGCACAGUCGCGAACUGGCUGGCGAAUUUUAUCGUCGUUUUUGCGACGCCUGCCGCAUUUACUAACACAACAUAUCGGACCUACAUCAUCUUCAUCGCAACUAACGCUGUGAUUCUCCCAACGAUAUAUUUCUUCUAUCCCGAGACCAGCCUGCGAUGUUUGGAAGAAAUGGAUGUCAUCUUCCACGCUGCAAAUUCGUCCAAACGCCCUUGGCUGGAUGUCGUCAAGAUCGCCGCCAACCAGCCUCUGUGGUACGCACGCGAAGAUGUCGAACAAACCUUCGACUACGAAGGCAGUGACUGGCACAAACGGCAUGUGCGCUUCAGCGAAGACGUCAAAGACAGUGACGGAGAUACCACGACCAUCAAUGUCUCUCCCGUCGACGACAACGAGAAAUACCAGAGCGAUAGCGGAGUCUCUACGAUCAGUCCGACAGUCAGUGGGAACCGCAGUCGGAGCGGAAGUGGUAACAGCGUGGACCCGGAUGAAUCUGUGAGGAACGGGGCUGAGGACUUCUUCGCAGGCCGAAUGCUAUGA
Dissoconium aciculare CBS 342.82 is the source of this 1767-nucleotide messenger RNA. RefSeq lists its product as uncharacterized. The transcript has 5 exons. Gene Ontology annotation, molecular function: carbohydrate:proton symporter activity. Gene Ontology annotation, cellular component: membrane. The record is from RefSeq and is a predicted model, not a curated record. Bases 1 to 1767 code for a protein of 588 amino acids. Gene Ontology annotation, biological process: carbohydrate transport; transmembrane transport. NCBI's taxonomy places the organism in Eukaryota, Fungi, Ascomycota, Dothideomycetes, Mycosphaerellales, Dissoconiaceae.